AUGAACUCCAUUCUGUUGCUGGGUAAGUUCUGCAGAGUUCUUCCUCGUGGAACCCAAUCCUAUACACGCUUACUCUGAAUGAAGUAAGUCGCACUGUGUUCACUGGGGAUUGUUCUGAAUUAAGUGUGCCUAUGGGACCGCAGUCUCAUCUGCUUGUUGGAGGGCACAGAAUUGGACAUUGCAUAUGGUCCCUACCACUUAUUGGACUGCUCCCUCCUACUGUAUGCAAUAUAAAGGACAGACUUUGUACUCACACAUUUGCUAUAAGUUAAACUUUAUUUUCCUCCUUCUCUGCUCCUCUCCUAUUCAAACAUAAUAAACUUGUUGAAAUGGCAGCUGCUUUGUUUGCUUUUAGAAACUUUGCUUUUAGUCUUUGUGACUGCAAAGGGGAACUAUUUUCUUUUAAAAAUAUAUAAGCAAUGUGCUAAUUUAGAGCUCUGUGGUCCUCAGACGAAGGGUGGAAUAAAAAUUUAAUAUAUAAAAUUGAAGAAAUGAAUAUGAUCAAAUAAAGGUCUGUAUUGCGGAGGGCAGUUUCCUAUCCCACCACAGCCCACUGUUCUUAGCAUGAGCAAUUUUGUUCAGUAGAUUCAGAUAGCCAUCUAUUCUUAUUCUUAUUUUCAAUUUUAUACAUUUAAAUAAUUUUACAAUAAUUUCAACAUUUCAAAACUUGACUUCCUUCCCCCUCUUUCUGUGGUUCCUUAAAUUUGUUUUUAAUAUUUUCUGCAUAACCAAAUUAACUUAAUUUGCUCAUUUAUUCAUCUACUAUAAAUAUAUACUCUUAUAAAACUGCAGGUUAUUACAAUAAUCCUGCCAAUGUUCCUAUCUGUUUACAGUUUAUUUGUAAAUAUUCAAUAAACCAUUUCCAUUCUUUUAUAAAAAGUCUGUUUUCUAGUAAGUUUUGCCAUUUCUGCAUAUUCCAUAAGUUUUUGUAUCCAUUCUUCUUUUGCUGGGAUUUUUUCUUCUUUCCAUUUUUGGGCAAGUAACAUUCUUGCCACUGUAGUUGCAUACAUGAAUAAAUUUCUAUACAGUUUGGGUAGUUCUGUCCCUAUAAUUCCCAAAAGGAAGGCUUCUGGUCUUUUUACAAAUGUUAUUUCAAACAUCUUUUUCAACUCAUUAUAUAUCAUUUCCCAGUAAGCUUUAACCUUACUACAAGACCACCACAUAUGAUAAAAAGAACCUUCUUCCUCUUUUGUCAGUUAACUCGGUGUUAGGUACCAUCGAUAUAUCAUUUUCAUAUAAUUUUCUCUUAGACCAUAAAGUAAAGAGACCCCUGACCAUUAGGUCCAGUCGUGACCGACUUUGGGGUUGCGGUGCUCAUCUCGCUUUAUUGGCCGAGGGAGCUGGCAUGUGGCCAGCAUGACUAAGCCGCUUCUGGUGAACCAGAGCAGUGCACAGAAAUGCCAUUUACCUUCCCGCUGGAGUGGUACCUAUUUAUCUACAUGCACUUUGACGUGCUUUUGAACUGCUAAGUUGGCAGGAGCAGGGACCGAGCAACUGGAGCUCACCCCGUUGCAGGGAUUCGAACCACUGACCUUCUGAUCGGCAAAUCCUAGGCUCAGUGGUUUAGACCACAGCGCCAUCCGUGUCCCAUUCUUAGACCAUAGCAUGCUGUAAAAUUAUAUCCAUAUUCCACAUUGUUCCCAUGCUUCCACAUUUAUAUUAUAUUAUAUUAUAUUAUAUUAUAUUAUAUUAUAUUAUGACCAAUAUCUAUUGCCCAAUGUAUCAUUGAGUCAGAUAGCCAGACUUUAUCCCCAGUUAAAUUGACAUUUGCAGUUACUAAGAAAAUGUAAUCGAAGUGAGAUGACUGAAGGACCACAUAGCUGUCACAUGGCUGACCGGUCUCUACGACCAUAUUGCAGAGCAAAACUUCAUUCAGAUUUCUAUUACCAGUGGGAAUGUAUUGUGUACUGGGAGGCAAAACUGUUUGUCUGACUCAGCCCAUUCUGUCCCAUCUCUUUAGCAGUGUGUUGCUCCUUCUUUUGUGCCCAAGGUUACUAGUGCUCUGUGGAACAUGGCUAAUCCUUUAAAUGCUCAUGACUGUUGCCGCUUCAUGAGUCGCGUGGCUUUCUUGUUCCCAGAGGCAAUGUGUAAUUGGAACAUUCUUCAUGCACUCCUGGCAUGGCUGGAAAAGAGCAAGCUGUUGAAGAGCAGGUGCCAGCUUCACACUAAAAUGCUAUCUCUAUGGUGGUAGAUAUUUAGUUUUAUUUCAUUGAUUGCCAAGAGUGACACCUAGCCAAUGUAUUUAGGCUUGAGUGAUGACCCGUUCCAGUCCGUAGGCAGUACAGUGGCAGAUCACCCUAAAGGUACUAUGAAAGGUAACUUAUCAAGUAGAUCUGGAAAAGGGAGGUUUUGUUUAAACAAACACAUGCUUGUUUGCUGAGUGGAACGUCUAAGUGCAUGUCAGGCCACAAGAAAAGCUAUUGUUACUACUGUUGACUUUUCCCUUUGGCUUGAGAUAGGUAGGUGAGAGGAGGAACAGAGAAGCAGGCCUAUAGGAAGCUGCAGAACAAGAAUAAGAUGUUCCCAUAAUACCCACUUUUUUCAAUCCCAUUAUUUUUACUUAUUAACUCUAAUCUUCCGAGGAAGAGGAAGAGGAAGAGAUCCAUUUCACACAGCUGUCUUUGUUGCUUCCUGAUGAAACUGCAAUUGCAAGAUGACAGCUGAGAGAGUGGAGAAGUCAGAUGGAACCGCUGGCUUCCUGCUGCUGUUGCCUGAUGUAAUAGCUAGUAGACCUGCACCUCAGCACUCAAAGUCCCAUUGUUUGCAGUGGGACUUUUAAGAGUGCUGUCUGUGCAAUGUAUUAUAUCUGCUUCAUCUCCCCAGGCACCAAAAUCUUAAUGGACAUAUUAACAGCAGAACCUUCCACGUAGCUAGGCUUACUAGAGGCAUGAAUUGCAAGCUGGUUUGAGCCCUAGCAAAGCUCAUUUUAGAACCUGUGCUCUGUGCAAGUUAGCUUGGAUGUAUACAAUAUAACAACACAUGUGCAUAUAGAUAUAUAGAUAUAUAUAUAAGGUAAAGGUACCCCUGCCCGUACAGGCCAGUCUUGACAGACUCUAGGGUUGUGCGCUCAUCUCACUCUAUAGGCCGAGAGCCAGCGCUGUCCACAGACACUUCCGGGUCACGUGGCCAGCGUGACAAGCUGCAUCUGGCGAGCCAGCGCAGCACACGGAACGCCGUUUACCUUCCCGCUGGUAAGCGGUCCCUAUUUAUCUACUUGCACCCGGGGGUGCUUUCGAACUGCUAGGUUGGCAGGCGCUGGGACCGAAUGGCGGGAGCGCACCCCGCCGCGGGGAUUCGAACCGCCGACCACGCGAUCGGCAAGUCCUAGGCGCUGAGGUUUUACCCACAGCGCCACCCGCGUCCCUAUAUAUAUAUAUUCUGUAUAUGUGGUAUAUCAUAUAUUGACAUAUUUAAUUUUUUCUUAAUUAUUGAUAGUCUGUUACUAUAAUAUGUCAUUUUUUUCCUGUAUUGAAAAUCCCUGUAAAAUAUGUUUUUUUAAAAUAAAUUAAAAAACAAAACUAAUUAUGCACACACACACAUUUUCAAAGCCAUGAGAUUAAAAGUUUGCUCUAGAACCUCCCUUUGAAAUAGUGAAGCUCAGAGUGAAGCAAGAACAAUGGCGAUUGGAGUGAAGCGCAGAAUGGAGAAACCCCAAAGGUGAAAGAGAAGAGAGCUUAGUCUGCUUAGAAAAAAGACUGAGUUCCUUGUUCCUUGAUGGAUCUAAACAGGGGUAUCUGAAAUUCAGCAUGGGUAGCCUUGUGUAUCUCCUUUACCCUUCCAUGCUCUCUACAAUAAAACAUUGGGUAGAAAUGCAAAGGAUCCACUGCUUAUCACCAAAGUUAUAUUAUCUGUUUUGCAGUGCUGGUACUACAUUCCAUGCAUGUAACUGCUUUCCAGACCUCCAAAUGCCAAGAGCUGAGAGAGAGAUGCGAAGCUGCAGGAAAUGGAUGUGAAAGUGUCUGGGCUUUGCUUGAAGAAGUUUGUUGCAUUUCAGGUAACUACGGAGAAGCCAUAGAUUGCUCUAUGAUUUCAGAGAAGCGGCAUUCCUUGUAUAAUCAGUUUCCAUUAAAACGAACACUGAACUGAAUUUUAAAAGGCAAUUCUUCAUUUCACCUUUUCCCAGAAAGGUGGUAGGAGAGCUCAUUUCCCGUACCCCUUUGGAGGUGGGCAUCAUCACCACACACUUAAAUGGAGGGAGCAUUCCAUAGAAACACACCCUUCCAUGCCUAAUUCCACAUUCAUUGAAAUUAAUGUGAAAGAUCUUAUAGACUGAGAGGUGCAUAUGCCUGCCGGAGCUCCUGCUUACACAGUGGAUUACUGGGCAGGUUGCUAAACUCGACUUCUGACUACAUACUCAAUGAAAACAGGGACUGGAGUAUUAAAUACAGUUACUAAGGAGAAAAUGCCAUUGCAUAUGGGCUAAUUCUGAUCAUACAAAAAAAUGUUCAGGGGUGGAGAGGGGUGGACAAAGGUGUGCAGAUAGCCCCAGGGAUGUGUUUCCAUGGGGGAAAAGUUGUUAAAGCAUUCCCUAUACAUUUUGUGAAUACAGACGUCUCCCCAGUUAAGCAGGGGUUAUGUUCCUGGGUACCAUGUGUUAUACAUGAAAUCACACAUAGUGGGGAACAUUGUCUAAAAAACUUGUAAAUUCCCUCUAAACCUCUGGAAACCCUUAAAAAAAAACCUCUGCUUUGUUUCAAAAUCCACCAAACUCCACUACAAUUGCUCCCUCCAAACCUUCGUUCUCAAUCUCCAAAUUUCCACAGGCCCCAAAGGUCGGUGCAAAGGCUCCUGGGAUUGCUAGUGCAGUUUACAUUGAUUUAUUUAUUUCCUGGCGCCACACAUAUAGACACUGUCACAUGGGUGAGUGGGAAGAUGCCUAUUGUUGGGAAAUUUAUAAAAGGAGGCAAAAGGAAUACAGAAUCUCAGCAGGAAACUACGAGACAUGCACCUAUUACAAAUCAAACUGAGCCUGCAACACUUUUGCUGGCACAAAUGGUUUCCAAGUAAUGCAUACAAUUGACCUGAUAACAUCAUGAGCACAAAGAAUAAUGAAUGUUCAACAAAUAGACUAUCUGGAGGGGCCAUUUGUUUGCAGUGGUUUGGAAUUAAAAGCUUUGUAACAGAGUGAGAUCAUACAUAAUUACUUUGUCAAAAAAUGGGGGGGGGGAAUCCAAGUGUUUUUAGGAUGAGGAUCCGUGGCUCUGAUCCUAUGGGUUGCUCCUUAAGUUCAGUAAUACAUUUGAGACUCCAUCUUUCCCCAUCCCCACCCCAGAAUAUAGCUCUUACUAUAGCUAUAGCGUGUCAGACUUAGGUGUUAGGCUAAGAUAUACAGCCAGUUUAAAGUUAAUAGAAUCUAUACUAAAUCCCCCAAGUAGUAGUAUCUACAGUAUAAUAUAUACAAAGGGGAAAUCUCAUACUUUUCAUUUGAGUGAAUCUACGUUGCUAAGAGUUACUCUACUCAACAAUAACAGGAAACUAUUAUUUUUUUAAAAAAAUCCAACUCCUACAUAAAUGAAAUUCUGGCAUUUUAAUUGAACAGCUGAAUCAACAGACUGAAUCAGCCUCAUGAAACUUGUAAAAGAAAUGUACACCAAUUUAGCACAUGUCCUAAACAUGCACAGAUUACAUGAAAGUCUUGUGACUUUGAUAAUUGAAUUCUCAGUAGCUGCUGAUCUUUCUCCUGGAGGCCAGAUGUUAACACAAAAAGUGAAAAGAUAGGGGUGGGGGUGGGUUGGCACUUAUAUUUUCAACAAUAUAUUUUCAACAAUAGUUUUUGCUUUUAAAAAAAGCAAAAACUAAAAUGUCCCUUUCUUAUUUUGAUGAGCAAGUACAUUUUGCACCCUUUCCAAAUGCAACCAACAGGCCGCAAAGCAAGUGAUGCAGUACGAAACAGCAUCUAUCAGGAUGGUGUUCAUGACAUGGGUAUUCUGAGUGAGAAAACCACCACUUCAUGUGUUUGCCAUCAGUAGUCACAUAGUAAAAUGGUCUUGAAAAAUGUGAGAGUAAAAAACAGCAACCAGAAUGUUCCACACUUCAGGUAACAGUGCAGCAACUUCCCCCCACUUUUUUUUUUUUAAAGUAAUCCCUCUUAGAUACACACAGCACAUUUACUGAUGGUUGGAAACUGUUGAGAAAAUACUUAAUGGAGAGUGUGUUUGAUCAUCCACAGAAGAAGUACAUAUACACCAUUCUACUUUCCAGUUCAGCAGACAGGACUGAACACGCAGAGAGCUCUUUCUUAAAAGCUACACCCAAGGAAUAUGCUAGCCCAGAGUGUGGGGUUGAAUCAAUAGGAUUUUAACUUUGAAAAAAGAAAAUGGGGGCAUCUACACGUACGUACUCACAGGGACAUGUUCUGUUGAAGUGUUCUUAUUUUGUGGUGGUCUAGGGUUUUAUAGACUAGAGAUGACUUCAUCCAGUGAAAUGGUACCUAGUCCAUGAAAGCUUUUGAGCCACUCCAAUUUCAAGCCUUUAAGGUGCUACGAGAUUACUUUCAUACAAACUACUUCAUACCGUAGUUUAUAUUGGGUCACAAUGUUUAUUCCCACUAGACCCAUUGAAGUGAAUGCCCAUGACUAAUCAGGUCCAUUCAUUUCAAUGGGUCUAGUCCGAGUAAAAGUUAGUUGAAAAGGUGGGAUAUAAAUAAAUAGAUAUAAUAACAUUAAUGAAAGUAUUAAGACUCAUUCUUGCGUUUGAAAUCCAGGCAACAACUACACAGUAAAAGAUUCAACCAACUGUAAUAAAACAGUCAAGUUCUUAGUUGACCAGUUCCCAGAAUUUAAAGACUGCACCUGCACUAAUGAUAACUGCAGCACUACAGCGUUGCUUGGCAAGCAAUGUUUUGGGAAUAAAGGUAACAGAUUUUUUUCUUCUCUAGAACAAAAUAAUGCAGUGUAAUCAUGGCCCUGAUAAGGCUAUUAGCAGCUGCUAGAAAUGGGAGCAGUAUGGUACUUUGAGGAUCAGAGGCUCUCAGCCAUUUGCUGGGGAAUGAUUGAGGGAGAGGUCAUGUCUUGCUUGCAUGAUGGACAUGGGCAUCUGGGUUACCACUGGGGGAAGAAGGAUGCUGAGCUUUGGUCUGAUGCAGCAGAGCUCUUGUUAUGCUCUUAUGUUCAUUGUGGCUUAGAGGUUUAGCUUUGACAAACUAUCGGAUUCAAAUAUUAUAUGGAUCUUUGACCUCUAAUUAGGAGACUGUGACUUUCCUAAGCAAUUAUAGUAGUCAUCGGAGUCCAAAAUUCAAGACAAAUAAAGUACCAUUCAAAUCCAGACAAAACCAGUGGAUUAUUCCCUUCUCCCCAAGAACCUCCCCCCCCAGCUUUUCAGGUUUUUCAGGGGGGCACAGGAAGCUGCAAGAGGGGAGAGGAGGGGAGGGGGACUUCCUUCCAUGAACUUCCCUUAGGAUCCAAGCCAAUUCAUCAACCAUUUAAGACCAGCAAUGAACCCUGCAAAAUGACAAGGUUAUGGACUCCCGCUACCACCUUGAUUAACAUAAAAAAAAGCAGAGAGGAAAAGACUAGUCUAAUGUUUGAAGGAAGAAAAAGAGAGAUCUAAGAGCACUCCAUGAGGCAUAAUUCCACCCUUGGGUGCUGCUGUAGAGAAGGUUCUAUCCUGGAUCAGCCUCACAAAUAGGCAGAGUGAGGCAUUCGCCUCAGGCAGCAGAUGCUCAAAAAUGCAGUAAGGACAGAAACGUGUGUUUCGCAUGACCAGUCCUGCACUCCCAUAGCUAGCCUGCUAUCUUCAGGUGCAGUGCGGAGGAUAGUGUCAAAAGUCAGAUUCAUUUUCCAGUUUAGUUGGCUUUUGUAAAUAUCAUCCUUCGCUUCAGGCAGCAAAAUAUCUUGGGUUGGCCCUGGUACCAUCCCAAAUAAUCAUUUGGGGGAAAGUAUUUACAAAGAACAAUUCAUGUAGCUGCUCCUUUGCUUAUCAGUUUUUACAGUCAGCCUGAUUGCAUUUGAAAGAUGCAGCUGCGAGCAUGAUCUAUCCAACUGACUUUGCGCGCAAAUUCUCUUUUGCACAGGGAAAUCGAAGCUUUACGCGAGCACAGAUGUCCAGUUAGGAUUCCUGCCACAGACAAAAUUGCAAGAGACGGUGCACCCAGGCAUGUUAGGAACUGACUGUGCGGUUGCAAAGGAAAUAUGCCGAGGAGAUGACACCUGUUUCUUGCCGUACAAGAAAUUCCAGAGAAUGUGCAGAACCAAAGUAGCAAACUGUAGCCUCCAUGUGGUGGUACAGCAAUGCCUCACAGCAUGGAAGGAGUUAAGGAGAACAGUCCUGGGGAGCUGCAUAUGCCCAGAACCACUGCAUAAAAGAUGCACUAAAAUAUGGAAGCAUAUAUUUAACAACACAUGCGUACAAUACACCCAGGAAUACCAAGCUUCUGCCAUUCAGGAGGAAACCUAUGCAGGCUUUGAUGCAGGUAAAUGAUGAAGAGUGAUCUCUUCAAUAACACCAGUUCAAAGAUACUGUUCCUAGCAACCUUGAAAUGAAUAGGUUUGAUGGCACAAAGCGCCACUUUUUACAUUUUAAUUUUUAAAAAAAUGCAGAAAAACUGGUGGUGGGUUGGGUUGGGGUUCUCCCUGUUGACACCACUGCCCACAAAUCCAAGCCCAAAGUUAUCAUGCUUAUACGGAGUCCCAGUGACCUCUGUGUGCAUUGCUUACAGGUUCUCAUGCAUAAGACUGGACUGUUGAAAUCGACGUGACUUGCUUCUGUGCAAAUAUGUGUCAAGGUGUGGCAUCACAACUAACUUCUGCUGCAUUGUUCUCAAGGUCUUCCAUGCAGGAUCAAACAUAGUCAGCCACAAUGUGGCAGGAAACACCCUAGAAUCCUACAAGAGAUGUAGAGAUGGCCACUCACUUGGACAGGAAUAGAUACAUCCAUGGAGGAUAGGAAGAUCAGGAGCUACGAGCUGUGAAGUCUAUGUUCCACCUCCAGUGUUGGAGGAUGUAACCAAGUGGAUUGGUUACAUUUUCCUUCAAAAUUAUAGGAAGGGCUUUGUAUGCCAGCUUCCUUCAUUUGGUGCAGGUAUUUUAUUUUCGGUAUAAACAGGACUCUGUUUUUGCACCUACAGACAUACAAAUGUACACCAAAGGUUCCUGUUUCCAAAAAGGACAAAGGGGUAGUCUGAUCUCUCCAGCACUUAAAAUUGCUCUCCAAGAUGUGGAGGGAAGGAAAAGGGAAAACCUGGACAUUCUGGGGUCAAAUCAGAAACCAAGAUGGCUGCUGUAACUCUGGGACUGACCCUGGAAAAUUGGGACACUUUGAGGGUAUGUCAUAGGCAACUGGUUGGGCAUGGAUAGAACAGAUUGCAGGAACAGACUGGUCUUUGGCCCGAUGCAGACGGGCUUUUCUCAUGUUCUUGCGUUAAUCCAUUCUUUUUAUAGAUAAUGGUUGUUGCCUCAGCUAGAUACCUCCUCAAAUAACCAUUGAAUCUUGACUGUGUACCUAAUCCCAAAGACAGAGUUAUUUGCUUUCCCUCUGUUUUUAAUUCCACGCUGCUGUAGCUCGCUGUAACUCAAACAUCAUUUACUCAGUUAUGUUGUUACUCCUAUGUUUGGAUUUCUUCUAGGCAAUUCAGAUAAAAUUGAAGCUGAUGUGUAAAUGCUAAGAGGAAACAGCAGGUGCAGGAGUCAGCAAUUGACAUGAACAACACUUGUCCCAACACUUGCAGCUGUUGCAUUAUGCAAUCAGUGCAUGUGAGUCAAUGUCAGACAACCCUUUAAAUUCAUAUGGUUUGCAUCUAUUCUCCUGCCCUGUUCACUGAAUCAGGAGCUAUGGCAAGCUACAGUUCCCAUCCAUCCCAAUGGCAAUGCUCAGAAGUGUUUAGCCUUUAAAAAUGAAAUAUAAAAGGCCUCAUCUGACCAUGCAAACAAGAUGAACAAAGAUGGUAGUGAGAUCAUCUUUGCUGCCACCAGCAGAAACCAGCAGGUAACAGUCUGGUGUCUGCAGUUUAUGGAGGACCCCUCCCCAUCCAUGGGUCCUAUCAGCUGUCUGAAUAUACUGAUUACUGACACCAAGCCUGGUUAAAAGGUAAGGUUGAUGUUACUCUGUGUUCCACACUCCAACGUUGUCUUUGGCUAUUGGGGUUGAUGGAAGCUGGAGUCAAACAACAUCUAGAGCACCAAAUGAGCCCCACCUUUGCUCUAAACUAGGAAUGCCUCUGCUAAAGGCCGUCAAAUAACCUGAUCAUCAUUUUUUUCUUUGCAUUGUGUUUCAUUGCAAACUGCUGCUUCCAUUUCAAAUCUACAAUUAAUUUACAACAUGUAAUCUGUAUAAUAUGUAUCUCCUUCGUUGUAGAUCACCUGAAAAUAAAAUCACAGUGGAAGUCAUCGUCUCUUUCAAACUAUGGUAAACAGUAGCCUACUUUUUAAACGUUUCUAUACCCUGUAUCGAUUUCAACUUUGUGGCCCACAUAAAUUAUGAGUAAUCCAGCUUCCUGACCCUGUGCAGAAUGAGACACUGCAAGCUCAUUGCAAGAGCUGGAAAUAGUGAUGGCCUAGGGAAAGUUACAAGGGCUAAACUGAGAGGUCUGGAGGGCCAUAUUAAGCCCCCGGGCCUGAAGUUCGCCACCUCAAUGUAUGGGGUGUUUUUUUCAGAAAAUGCAAAUAGAAAUGGGUUGCCUAUGGUGGAGUGACUGCCAUGUCACAAAUUCAAGGGAGAGUUUGAGAACUGUUGUGCUUUCAAAAUCACUCCUCGUACCCCUAUCUCUAUCGUCUUCUGAUCAUUUUGCUGUUUCCUCAGAAUACAAACACCUGCGCUCCUGCUUCCAAGUCAAAGUGGACUGUGUCAAUGAUGGAGUCUGUAACAGACAACUAUCUCGCUACCUUCAAGCCUGCCAAGCUAAUGCAACACAGUGCAAUUGGAAUCGAUGCCAAGCAGCCCUGCGGUCCUUCUAUGAAAACAUGCCUUUGAACGUAGCCCUGCUGUUGACCUUUUGUGAUUGCAUGCUGUCAGAUGAAAACUGCCACCAAGCCAAGGGAUUCCUUCAUGGAACACUGUGUGGAGUCAAUAUGGUCCCAGCUCCUUCAUGCCUCAGUGUAAUUGACACAUGCCAAAGAAACGAGAUCUGCUGGUAAGUGGAAAUACACAUUUUUGGUUGACUGCUGGCACAUGUGUGUUUAAUAUAAAAAUGCACAAGGAGCCCAAGAUGAUCUCUUAUUUAUUUGCUCAUUCACAAUGCAGCAAAUAAUGUUUGCUUUCCAACCUACACCACAAGCAAAAGCUGUAAGAGGGGUUUUCUGUGAUUUAAGCCUUCCUCCUAACCAUCUCUGUCAUUCAGGAAAUUCAUAUAGAUCUUUUGCAGGACAUGUACAUGUUAACUGUUCUUGAAUGUGCACCCUAUAAUCCAAUCACUGCAAGGUGGUCAAACCGGCAGAUAAUGCACUUUAAGACUGUGUUACCCACAAGGCUGGUCAUGGGACUUGGUGCUUUUUAGUAGCAUUUUCAUCCUGGUCCUGGAGAUGCUCAGUGGAGUAAAGGAUUUGGGAUCUUAGCAGGAGCUUCAGAAGGCUGAUACACUCUUCCCUGCUGCUGCUACCUCUCCUGCUGUUCCUGUUGCCUCUCCAAUGACAUAACUCUAAUGCUAAAGCACAUGAGCACAUCUACACAGAUGUAAAAAUAAUCAAUAUGCAUAAUUUAACAUAGAGGUGCAUACAGAUUAACACUGAAAACACUGCAGGCAAAUAAAGCCAUAGGAGAUGACAGGACUGGGCCGCCAGUAGCAGACAGGACCAUUCAAGGUCUAAAGGUUCUAGGCUUGCAUUGAGAGCAGAGUUAGGGUCAAGUUACAGCUUAUUAUGUGCCAUUCACCCAGCAAUGUCUCUUGUUUAUCUUCGAUUUUGAGGAUCAUAGCACAUGGGGGCGGGGAAAAGUUAAACCCACCUCCCCAGCUUCAACUUCCCAAACAUAGCUCCCCAUUGAGGGUAUGAGGCUUUAGGUUAUGAACAUGUCCAAGCUAUAUGUCCCUUGUUUUGUCACUUACAAGAAAAUCUUCAUUUUUCUUUCAUUUUGUUAUUUGCUAAUCUAUCCUUCAGCUCUCCCUGAAUUAUACAUGAAAGGGAAUAAAGGUAAAGUUAAAGGGACCCCUGACCAUUGGGUCUAGUCGCGAACGACUCUGGGGUUGCGGCGCUCAUCUCACUUUAUUGGCCGAGGGAGCUGGCGUACAGCUUCCGGGUCAUGUGACCAGCAUGACUAAGCGGCUUCUGGCGAACCAGAGCAGCACAUGGAAAUGCCGUUUACCUUCCCGCUGGAGCAGUACCUAUUUAUCUACUUGCACUUUGACAUGCUUUUGAACUGCUAGGUUGGCAGGAGCAGGGACCGAGCAACAGGAGCUCACCCCAUCAUGGGGAUUCGAACUGCUGACCUUCUGACCGGCAAACCCUAGGCUCUGUGGUUUAGACCACAGCACCACCUGUGUCCCAGAUGAAAGGGAAUACCAGGAAGAAUAAAAUACAUACACAUUUCUCUUUCCACAGGGCCAAGUAUGAAGCAUUUACAUCUAAGUGUUUAAAACCCUUUGCCCGACAAUGCCUUGAAGAUAAAGCUUGUUUCGAAUCUUUGGAUGCAAAUGAUCUGAUGUGUUCUGACAGUGAUGAGUGCCGAGCUGCUUAUGUCGGAAUGUGGGGGUCUGUCCUUCGAGGAGUCGAGUGUACCUGUGACACAACGCCACUAGCUAAGCAGACUGCAUGCAAGUGGUUCCAUCAUAUCCUCCACAGCAAAUACUGCUUCAGUAAGUUGAACUAACCCAAAGGAGCACCUCCCUCAUAAUCAACCUGCUCAGGCCUUACAAUUUGCCUUGUACCUUUACCAGGAGGUCCCAUUAUGUGGGAACAAAUGAAUGAGUCAACCAGUUAACCAUUUGCAACUUAAAAGUUUGCUUCAUCUGCUAAGAGGGGGGGAAAGAAGAUUCCUUAUGAUAAAAUGGGAAUUCUAGCAAAAUUGGCACCAGGCACACACAAAAACAAGACAUCAGCAGGUUUAGAGGAUUCCCAAGAGUUGCAGAAGUACACAAAAUAUUUAAGGGGGGGAAACUCUACAAGAGUUUGUGUUUUUUUAAUUACCCAAUGGGGACUGAAGAAGCUCCGUUGGCACAGGUUACUGGCUGGCUGUUGCGGCAGUGGGCAAAGGGACAGAAAUCUGAGAGGUGGUGGAAUGAAGUAUCCUGAAAAAGGGCCCAGAUGACAGGGUGGAAUCUUGGACAGAAGCACUUCAUAAUCCAGCCUUUUGUUGCAGGCCCUGCUGGCUUUCACACAAUUGCUCUCUUUUUAUAUCCUCUUCUAUUUACAGCUCAGAUAUCAGGUGGAAAAGCUGACCUUUACUCAUCACAUAUGGUUCUACCUGGAAAAAUACUUCCUGUAACUGGAGAACGGUCUUCAUUGUACAGUAAGUUUGGCUUUUUAAAAAAGAAUGAAAAAGCUCCCAUCAAGGUCAUUGGAGAGCCACAAUGUUAUGAGAGGCAUAGGCUCCCACAGAACAAAAAUUUUAAAAAAAGCACCAAUCAAGGGGUCAAGGAAAGGAAUCAAACCAAACUUUUAAAUAUUAUUAUUAAGAAUCCUGGAAGCAAACUUAACAUAGAAACCUCCUUCAGGGAUAGUUGUUAGAAGCCGAAAGAAAAAAUAAAAUAUGGUGAUCGAGACCCUAGGAGAUUUUAAGCUGAGGACAGCGAAUAUUUGGUUUUAAUUUGUACUAUAGUGACUGCAUAAAAUACUCUUUGAUCAAUGUUUUAAUUCUGUUUCCAUAAUUUAAUUUUUAGCGGACACAAUCGUUAUAAUGAUAUACACCUCUUGCAUAAUCUUGGUGCUGGCGAUAAUCCUGCUGACUUUGUUAAAGACCAGGUAAUUGCAAUGUUUGUGUGGGGAAUGCAGGGCUUCACAGGAAAUGUGUGAGAACGUCCUGUUUCCAUAGUGUGUGGCUUCUGAAUCCUGCGGAACCCUUUUCCUAUUUGGUUCCAAGACAAACGGAGAGUUUCACAAUUGCCAGUAAAACAGACAAGACACAUGAGGAAUGCACAUGAACUGAAUAAGAAAUGAAAUGAAUUGUGUACUGCAUGUAUCAGGCAAGGCAGUAUGUGCUGAGUCAAAUUGUAAUCUUAAAUGUAGGGAAAAGUGUUAUUUUAUACUGUAAAAUAAAGUUCAGAACCAUAAGACAGCCCCCCCCCCGCCCCACGGUGUGGAAUGCAAGAGAACAUGGGGGUAGCCAGGAUUUAUGUUGGGGGUGGGGGCAGGACACCCACCUAUCCUGUUCCAGAACCAAGCUACCUGCAAUGCGAUUGGUCAGUUUGUGGAAGCCAUGCCUGUCACUCAGUUGGGUUGCCAAACAUCCAAGUGACCUCAGUGAGCAUUUCUAGUUGAAAUAUUCUGAUUAUUUCUACUUUUAGUUAACUCUUUUUAUUUAUUUACUUGAUUGGGUGGCAGAUACCCCCACCCCGGCUACACCCAUGCAAGAGAAAAAAUUGGGUUGUAUAGAGAAUAUUUAUGCAAUCCUUCAAGCUCCACCCAUUUCUGGCUUUGGCCCCACCCACCAUAAGUAUGUUUACUGACAGAAUAAGUGGCCCUCAGCAAAAACAACCAUUCUCCACACUUAAAAAUAAAAAAAUAAAACAGCAGUUAAGGAGGAACACUUACAAUUUAUGACCUAAAAGACUCCAGCUGCCCUGAAACAGAAGGCGCACCAUCCAGUUAAUGUUCAGUGGAUUUAUUUCAAUGACAGGCUGUAUGUUUAACUUUCUUCUGGGAAUCAAAGGGAGCUCAAAGUGCGUAACUGUGACUGGGUCAAACCCAACAUUUACACAGCAAGUGAUAAUGGCUAUUGAUUUCGGUCAAGUAGAUUGUGUAGCUCGUGUUUCAUGGGUAUAGAGAAUGAUGUUAAUGCAACACACAUGUGUUUGUUUUCAGAGCUUGCACAACUGUGUAUCAGGCCAAGACUGUUUCGCCAGCCCAUUUAUCCGAGAAGCUCAUGAUGCCUCGACGACCGUGGAUCACCGACUGCGUCGAGAAUGCUAUUUCAGGCUCUUCUCAUUAGCCAACCUGGUGCUCAUAUGCCAUGAAAUUUCUCUUCAGAAAACACAUGGCCUGUAAUACUGCUGCUCAACUUCAGCAAGCACUGGGCAACUUACUAUAAGAGAGGACACCACUGGAGUUGUAAUUGCUUUAUUUGCCUGAGUACUGUGUUGUUGUGUUGAAUUUAAGAUUGAGACAUACGAUAUACUACAGGAUGACACGUUUGGCCAUGACAUGUUUCCAGCCCAGCAUUUGCCAUACCGCUGUGUUGAAAAUUUCCUCUCCAUUUUUUCAACCAUUCUCGAGCAGUCAGUGAGGAAAGAAAUUGCAUUUGAAAAUUAUCACAGGGAAGAGAAAAUGUCAGUGAAAUUCUCAUGGACAGGGUACAACAUUAGGGUGUACUUCUAUUGCUUUUGAGAUGGCCAAGGCAUAUUGAAAGUGCCCUUUCAUUCCUUUCACAAACCCCAGUUCCAGGCCCUAGUUUAUUAAUACCUAUGAAGGUUUUUAACUCUUUACCGUGACAAAGUCUAUUGUCCAUUAAUACACAAAAAAGUAUUUUGCCAGAUUGCAUCUCUUAUUUGCUCAUAUUUGCAGCUCUAAGCUGAGAGAGUGGGUCACAUUUUAGUCCAAUGCACAGAAAAACAAGUUGGGAAACUUACCAAAUGCCAAAACCAUAUAAAUAUCUACAUUUGAGGCCCAGCCCAAAUGUGCAUUAGCCCUGCAUGUAUAUUACAUUGCAGUUGGAAUGCAAAUGCUAAAACCUAAAUCCCAGGACUUGUGUUACACUUCUGGCACAGUGGCUGCUGCAACCCUGCUCCUUCCUGCACCACAAGGAAAUCUGAGAGGCGCAGCAGCAACUUCCCCCGGUAAUGCAAUUUCCUAAGGUUUUAUGCUGGCAUGCAAAUAAACCAUGGCAUGAGGAUCCUUUGGGGUGGCCCAAGUCACCUUCUCACAUCAUACUAGUAGCAUGGAAAGGAGUGGUACCACUGUGGUCUUCAUAUGGCUGGGCUAAUUUUACUGCCCCUUUGCAGUUCUUCGUUUGAUAUGCUAUUUCAUGAAAGCACUACAAAUCUGCUCUGUCUGCUGCUGGGAUUGUAAUGAGGCCUUUUCAACCAGCAAACCUUUCUAAGCAUUAGGACCCUUUCAAGUAUUAUGCUUUAACACUGGUGUGCAGAAUCUCUUUUAGCAAAUCUGCACCAGGAUGCUUUUCGGAUACAGGAUUUGUGCUAUCUUUGAGCUAUGGGAUUUCCCCCCUAAUUCCCUCCUUCCACCACCUCUCCCGCUGUGUACUGUCUGCUUGAUAAUUGGUUUGGCCAAACACCUCCUGACUGUGCUUUGUAUCUAUUCUACUAAAAGGGGGAAGGAUCCUUAAUCUGAGAUACAGGUUUACUUUGGGAAAUAGUUGAAGCAGCAAAAUACACUUCUUGUAGCGUUAUUGAGUUUUCACUGGUG
Podarcis lilfordi (Lilford's wall lizard) is the source of this 16442-nucleotide messenger RNA. The record is from the annotation of a GenBank genome assembly. NCBI's taxonomy places the organism in Eukaryota, Metazoa, Chordata, Lepidosauria, Squamata, Lacertidae.